This is a messenger RNA of Myiozetetes cayanensis, 1766 nucleotides long. RefSeq names its product sorting nexin 5 (gene SNX5). Lineage: Eukaryota; Metazoa; Chordata; Aves; Passeriformes; Tyrannidae. The transcript is spliced from 13 exons. Gene Ontology annotation, cellular component: endosome. Bases 65 to 1258 code for a protein of 397 amino acids. Gene Ontology annotation, biological process: intracellular protein transport; pinocytosis. The record is from RefSeq and is a predicted model, not a curated record. Gene Ontology annotation, molecular function: phosphatidylinositol binding; dynactin binding.
CCGGGGUAUAUGACGAGACGGCGGCGGGGAGGAGGAUGGGGAGUGGUUUUUGGUGACUGGAGACAUGGCUCUGCACGGCGGGGACGCGCAGGAGAAGCUGAGGUCUGUAUCUGUAGACCUGAAUGUUGAUCCUUCUCUCCAAAUUGAUAUACCUGAUGCCCUAAGUGAAAAGGACAGAGUGAAGUUCACUGUGCAUACUAAGACUACACUGCCAGCUUUUCAAAGCCCUGAGUUUUCAGUUACACGGCAGCAUGAAGACUUUGUUUGGUUGCAUGAUACGCUCACUGAAACUGAAGAGUAUGCAGGUCUCAUUAUACCUCCAGCACCUUCAAAGCCUGACUUUGAUGGUCCCAGAGAGAAGAUGCAGAAACUAGGGGAAGGAGAAGUGUCUAUGACAAAAGAAGAAUUUGCCAAAAUGAAACAAGAACUAGAAGCUGAAUACCUCGCUGUCUUCAAGAAGACUGUAUCAUCACAUGAAAUUUUCCUUCAGCGGAUUUCUUCUCAUCCUGUGCUCAGCAAAGAUCACAAUUUUCAUGUUUUCUUGGAGUAUGACCAGGAUCUGAGUGUUCGGAGGAAAAACACUAAAGAGAUGUUUGGUGGCUUUUUAAAAAGUGUGGUAAAGAGUGCUGAUGAGGUCCUCUUCUCUGGAGUCAAGGAAGUAGAAGAUUUUUUUGAGCAAGAGAAGACUUUUCUUGUGAACUACUACAACAGAAUCAAGGAUGCAUGUGCAAAAGCAGAUAAGAUGACAAGAUCUCAUAAAAAUGUUGCAGAUGAUUAUAUUUAUACUUCAGCUUGCUUGAACAGCCUGGCAUUGGAAGAACCUACAGUUAUCAAGAAGUACUUGUUGAAAGUUGCAGAGCUCUUUGAGAAACUCAGGAAGGUAGAGAGCAGAGUUUCGUCUGAUGAAGACUUAAAGCUCUCUGAACUGUUGAGAUACUACAUGCUCAAUAUAGAAGCUGCUAAGGAUCUUCUGUACAGACGAACAAGGGCUCUUGUUGAUUAUGAAAACUCGAACAAAGCUCUAGAUAAAGCCAGACUAAAGAGCAAGGAUGUUGGGCUGGCUGAGGCACAUCAACAGGAUUGUUGUCAGAAGUUUGAAAAGAUUUCAGAAUCUGCAAAACAAGAACUGAUGAGCUUCAAGCAGAAGAGAAUAGCAGCAUUCCGCAAAAAUUUAAUUGAAAUGGCAGAACUGGAAAUAAAACAUGCAAAGAAUAAUGUUUCUCUCCUGCAAAGCUGUAUUGACUUGUUCAAGAGCUAAGGCGCCUUAAUCUGAAAAUGUGACAAAAGCAUCAAUUGCACUCAAUGACCAGGGGCAACUUAUUAGCUUGACUUCAUUAGCUUAAAAUAAAUAUUGUCACUGAGAUUCGGUUCGACUAAUACUUAAAUAUGUUGAUAGCAAUACAUUGACUUUAUUGGUAUAAAUGAGAGCUGAAUUAUGUAUGAAUUGUCUGGAUGUAGCUAACAUCCUAUUGGCUGAUAACUCAAAAUGAGUCAAAUGUAAGAAAUUAAUUUGCUGUUGACUGACUUCAUCUAGCAGAAAAAGUGUACUGUGAACUCUUUUUUUUCCAUAUCAUUAUCUGCCUCUUCAUGGCCCUGAUAUAUUUAAAACUUGCAAGUGGAAGUGACUUAAGUGUAGUAAUUUUAUAAAGUAAAUACCUUAACAUUCCACUUCCCAGACCGAUUUCUACUACAAUAUAUUUCUAUAAAUACAUUCACUAUUUGUACACUUGGGCAAUAUAGCAAAUAAAGACGUCUGAUACAACAAA